AUGCAUCUCAUUCUGGCGCUGAGUGUCAUAAUUCUACAACAGUUCGAUUUGUAUUCAUGCCAUUCUCUAACAAGAAGAUUGGAUGACCUGCGUUUUCAUAAAUUACCUGAAGACUCAAUACAGUCUUAUGAAUUUACAAAUAGUGAGUUUUCAGACCUUAUUCAUCCCAUUAUAUAUAGAAUACCUUCAGAAAAAGCGAAUAAAGCGCCAAAUAAUUUUGAUAAAUUGACAAUAGAGCCAUAUCAACAAAGAAAUUAUACGAACUUCAAAUGGAGAAGAAACUCCCCUUUGCCCAGAUUAAAUAAACAAAAGAAAACUUUUGGACCUCUCGCCAUAAUUGUAACAAACCUACCAGACUUAACAAAGCUUAAAGAAAAACAAUACAAGCAUCUCAAGGAAACAGAAAAUUUAAAAGAAAUUAAAGAUGAAAUUAAGCCUAUUGCUGUAUCAAAGGAAUCAAUGAAGUAUUCAAAACCGAUGUCCACUGAAAUAAAUCGUGAAAAUAGUAAGGUUUUUGAUUCAAAAAGAAAAUCAACCGGUGAAAAUGCUCAAGAAGCGAACAUUGCGAUAUCUAAAAACGUUGAUUCACUCAAUAUUAGAUCUUCUGAUGAAGUUUCAGAUAAUUCAAAUGAAAAUAUUUUAAAAAUCGAAGACAUUGCCCUUAACCAUUUCAAAGAAAGAAAAGGUUAUGAAAACAUUGCUAGUGACACUCGUAAUACGGAAAAUGAAAUGUUGUAUUAUUCUCAAAAUGAAAGUGAUUCAAAUGAAAACGGAGAUGUUAUAGUAUCAAAUGAAAUUUUGCAUGAUAAAUUGAGAUCUGAUGAUCAAGUCAGAAAAACUGAAUCGACCAAUGAAAAUAAAGCUGAAAUGGAUAGUAUGGAGGAAGGUAACGUUGAAAGGGUUUUAACUGAAAAACAAACAUCUCUUGAGAAGAACCCACAAAGUGAUGAAAAACUAAUAACACAAGCUCAUGACGAUUUUGUAACUCGUUUAUUCAUUGACCAUAGUCAUGAAAAUGAUAAUAUAAUUAAACGUUUAGAUUCGAGCGAAGGAAAUAGAGAUGAGAUUGCAAGAGAACCGAUAAUAAAUAAUAUUGACAAACAAAUCAUUUUGGACCAUGAUUUUUCCGUACAAUUCAGCAAACAAUCUGAAGGAGACAAUUCAACUCUUGAUGAUUCUGAAUAUAUUCCAAUUAAAAUUAAGGAAGACGAAAAAAAUAAAAAUAACGUAAAUUAUAAGGAAGCUGAAGCAAAGACUUCCGACGGUAUCAUUACACACGCAAGGUAUAUAAUUUAUCGUUUCUUUUCAACAGAUAAGUGA
This is a messenger RNA of Parnassius apollo (apollo), 1320 nucleotides long. The record is from the annotation of a GenBank genome assembly. NCBI's taxonomy places the organism in Eukaryota, Metazoa, Arthropoda, Insecta, Lepidoptera, Papilionidae.